Molecule: messenger RNA, 2045 nt
Organism: Megachile rotundata (alfalfa leafcutting bee)
Lineage: Eukaryota; Metazoa; Arthropoda; Insecta; Hymenoptera; Megachilidae
Cellular component (GO): endoplasmic reticulum; membrane
Molecular function (GO): chloride channel activity
Source: RefSeq, a predicted model, not a curated record
AUCCUGAAGUCUUGGCGGAAUGAGCCGAGUUGUGGCCUAUAAAUAAAAACCUAUAAACCUAUCCAUGAAGCCUUCUCAGUAAUUUUGUGUCGUCUUCCCCUAUAUUCAUAGGGUUUACAAACGAAGAGCCAUCUGAACUUAUCUGAGAUACUAAAAAAAUAAAAUUCAAUUUUCAAUUAUUUUUAUUCUGCUUAUCUAAUGAUAGAGUUCGAUUAUUUUGAUAUAAUAUCUUUGAUUUAAUCGUGUAAUUUAUAACAAUUUGUAAUUUAAUUUGAAUUCCUUAAAUAUAGAAUUGUCAUGUGAUUUAUUCUUUGAAGCUGUUGUUUUCUGCAACAGAGGUUAUGCGUUUUGCCGCAAUUAAAGAGAGGUUACAAAGUGGUUGACAACAUCAAUAUUUUUAGAACCAUAUUCAAAAGCUGUGUUAAAAAAUCUAUCUGCCGCAAUUAUGAAAGAUUUAAGUAGAUUUAUGUAUAUAAUUGUUUAUAUUAUUUCUCUGGGUUUAAUUGCUAAUUGCGAGGAUGAAAACUAUUUUGAAGAUACGUUGGACCCUAACGAAUUAGUAGAUCCACAUUCAUUCUUUUAUGACAAACAAACUAAAUCGAUGAUUAAAGAAUCAGAGAUGCAAUCGACUGUUGAUUCUAAAGCACAUACUAAUGAUAUUGAUGCAAGCAUUAAACCAUUAAAGAAAUUAGUUAAUCACAGUAGCCAUGAAGGAGUAUUUUAUAAACGUCUUAUCAAUUUAUUGCUAGCAAAUAUUAACAUACAGGUAAAAGAUGAAGUAUCAAUAAUAGGAAUAUUGGAAAUUGAAAUAACUCAUUCCCAAAUGGAAAUACUGCAAAAUUUUCACACACAGAAGACAUCUCUGAGAGAAGUUGAUGAAAUUUUGAGUAACAUUAUAAAGAAACCUCGGGUUAAUUACUUAUCUGGAGUUAUGUAUGUUUAUGAUGUCAUGUUACAAAAGUUUGACAUUAUAUUUAGAAUAUUACAACAACAUCCUGAUGGUGCUAUGAUUGUGUUCGCAGUCUUAAUGAUUUCGUUAACAUUUAAAUUAUUAAGCAGAAGACAGGGAUUCCCCAUGUUCCUUUUCAUACAAUUCAUAUUUAUAUUAAGUUUCUUCAUGACUUGGUGGCAACUUAUACAGGAGGCUGAAGUCAAAUUUGCUGCAGAACAAAUGAAAUUUACAGACAUACCAGUUUCAUGUCAACCAAAUAAAAUGAAUAUGUGGGAUAAAUUUGUGUCACUUUUAUCUCGUAACGAAGAUUGUGAAAAGUAUUACCAAGCAAAAAUGUCUAAUCCAAAAUUAAAAAUUACACCUGCAUUUGCAUUAUCACAUUUUAUCACUACUGUUGUUCUUCACCCAGUUACACAUGUGGGAACAGUUAUAUCUCAGUUUAUAAGUAAUGCGACAGAUGAUGUCUUUUUCACGUAUGCAUGGCUUAUCAAAUGUAUACUUUUCGCAUGUGUAGGGAUUGCUAUAAUAUUCAUACCCUUCUGUUUAUCGGGUGCGUCUAUUGAUUUCGGUCUAGGACCGCUUCUGAGAUUUGGAAUUAGUCAUAAAAAAUCUGAAAAAGGUAAUUCAAUAAAAAAUGUAGAAAAACGAGAUCCCGUACAAAUAAUUCUACAGGUACCCGAUGGUAUCAAUCCACCAAGAAUAAAAGACAAAUCAGAUACUGAACAGUUAAAAGUUGUAAAAAUGAUAAAGAAUGAUUAUGAGGAAAGUAAUAGUGAUAAAGAAGAUUGUUUUGAAGAACUUAAUGAAGAUUUAUCUUGCGGCGACACAGUGAAAAAUACUCAGCUCUCAGAAAGGGAUAAUAAAAAGACCAAAACUCGUAAAGAACUUAAAGCAACGAUAGAGAAAAAUGAUGGAGGGGGAGAUAGUUAAUAUUCUUUAUGCCAUGACAUUUUUGUUACUUAUAUUUCGUUAAUGCAUCAUGUGUAUAAUACAUGUAAUUGUGAUAUAACAAAACCUCUACCUUAAGUAUUUAUCUUAAUGUAACCUUAAUCGCUUAUUUUAUUAUUAUUUCAAUUACUGCGAUUUAGUAAUA